This is a messenger RNA of Salvia miltiorrhiza (redroot sage), 1866 nucleotides long. RefSeq names its product pentatricopeptide repeat-containing protein At1g60770. The record is from RefSeq and is a predicted model, not a curated record. Gene Ontology annotation, molecular function: protein binding. Bases 182 to 1663 code for a protein of 493 amino acids. Gene Ontology annotation, cellular component: mitochondrion. Lineage: Eukaryota; Viridiplantae; Streptophyta; Magnoliopsida; Lamiales; Lamiaceae. The transcript has 2 exons.
AAAAAGCCCAUCCGUUCAGCCCAAAAACUGAAUUACCGGAAACACACCUCCCCAUUUCCAAACCUCACUUCCACUUCCACUCUUCCCUUCUAGGGUUUAACUCCCCAAAUGCGAAGCUGAAAUUCAAAUUUAAUCACUGUCAGUUUUGAAAUCUCUGCAUUGAUUGAAUCGGAGAAGGAAAAUGGCGUCGACGUUUAUGCAGCAAUUCGCGAAGAAGAAGACCUUAGUGAAGCGAUCGUCGAAGAAGUAUUUGGAGGAGGCGCUGUACAAGAAGCUGUUCAGCGAUGGCGGCGAGGAGAGGCACGUGAGGGCAAAGGUGAACGAAUUUCUGAAGUCGCGUAAAAGUGCUUACAAAUGGGAGGUUGGCCGCACCGUUAAGAUUCUCCGCGGCCGCAAAAUGUACGGACCCGCAGCCAAGUUGUCCGAGACUAUGGAAAAAAGAGGUAUGAAUAAAACAGUGAAUGACCAAGCUAUUCAUCUUGAUCUGAUUGCGAAAAGCAGAGGGAUUACUGCUGCCGAGGACUAUUUUGUGGCUCUGCCGGAAUCAUCAAAAAAUAAUCUCACUUACAGCACUCUUCUCAAUUGUUACUGCAAACUCUCAAUGACUUCAAAGGCACAGACUAUAUUUGAGAGGAUGAAAGAACUUAAUUUGGAGAUGACUUCCAUGCCGUACAACAGUCUCAUGACCCUGAACAUGAAAAACGAGCUGCCACAACUCGUCCCUGGACUUGUCAGUGAAAUGAAGGAGGCUGACGUCAUGCCUGACAUUUACACCUACAAUGUGUGGAUAAGGGCUCUUGCUGCUAUGGGUGAUAUUGCUGGGGUCGAGAGGGUUAUUGAUGAGAUGAAGAGAGAUGGUCGAGUUGCAGGUGAUUGGACCACGUACAGCAAUCUUGCAUCUAUCUAUGCUGAUGCCAGACAGUUUGGUAAAGCUGAGGAGGCACUUAAGGAACUGGAGAGCAGAAAUGCACGCAGAGAACUCGCUGCUUACCAAUUCCUGAUCACACUGUACGGACGUACUGGAAAUCUGCUUCAAGUGUACCGAGUGUGGCGUUCAUUGAAGCUAGCUUUUCCCAAAACUGCAAAUCUGAGUUAUCUGAACAUGAUUCAAGUGUUGGUUAAGUUGAAUGAUCUACCAGGUGCUGAGAAAUGUUUCCAGGAGUGGGCGACUGCUUACUCAACUGGUAGCUCGACUUUUGAUAUCCGUAUUGCAAAUGUCCUCAUCAGCGCUUAUCUGAAAGAAGGUUCACUCGAGAAGGCUGACAAGCUGAGAAGGCAUGCCAAGAGGAGAGGAGCCAAACCCAAUGCCAAAACUUGGGAGCAUUACAUCGACUACUAUCUGGAGAAGGAAGAGUUCAAAUCAGUUGUGAAAUGUGUCAACAACGCUGUCACAGCUGGCAGGGGGAACGGAGAUGAGUGGACCCCGUCACCUGAGGUCGUGGGGGAGGUUAUGCGGCACUUUGAGCAAAGCAAGGACGUUGAGGCCGCUGAAGGUUUCUUGAAGAUCUUGAAGACGUCAACAGACGAGGUGUUCGAAUCAUUAAUUCGAACUUAUGCAGCUGCGGGGAGAAAGAGUCCCAUCAUGCAUCGCAGGGUGAAAAUGGAGAAGGUGGAAUUGAGUGAAGAAGGGAAAAUGUUACUGGAUGAAAUAUCUGCAGAAUGAGAUUGUUUCAAUUUUGUAUCUUUUUCUGUUAGAGAUUUAUCUUUCAAGAGGUGGUUUGAUCUUUUUCAAGUGCCAUCUUAGAAAAUUUGCAGCUGAUUUUUUUUGGUUAUAACUCUCUUUACAGGAAACUUUUGUAGCCCUCAGAAACCAUAAAUUGGAAUAAUGCUUGGAAUAAUUUCAGAUUCAGAGCAUUUUUCUGUUAA